Macrobrachium nipponense is the source of this 3997-nucleotide messenger RNA. Its product is annotated as zinc finger protein Xfin-like. Bases 213 to 3623 code for a protein of 1136 amino acids. The transcript has 5 exons. The record is from RefSeq and is a predicted model, not a curated record. NCBI's taxonomy places the organism in Eukaryota, Metazoa, Arthropoda, Malacostraca, Decapoda, Palaemonidae.
AUCGCGAUGACUGUGUUUACUGAGACAAUAGUGGCCAAAUGAAAGCAGUGAUAAGGUGAAGUAGAUUUCGAGAGGAUAAAUUGCCCGGGCAAAAUGGACCGUGAACUAGUUCAGGAAGAUAGACUCAUUUUCAUCAAGAUGCAGAAGAACGAGUUUUCCAUUCUACUAGUAGUAGAAAAACUGUACCACUAGUUACAUGCCGUCGAUAAAUAAUGGAAAAUAUUAACAAAGGGAAGUCUGCUGGUGAGGUCAUAUCUUUGGAGACCCUUGAUAAUCCACCUUCAGAACAUGGUAUAAUUGCUUCAUCAGUCACCAUGAGAGAAGAGUCCAUUGUGACUUCACAAGAUAGCGAACAAAAUACUAUGAUUUUGUGUCCAAUCAGUGACACUGCAAAUGGGCUCCAAACUUCUUCUCAUCACCAUAUUUCAACAGAUGCCACCCUUACAUAUGCUGCUUUAGAUGCAGGAGGAAAUCUGGUUCUACAGCCUUUGAAACCUGAGCACCAAAGACAAGUUUCCCAUUCCACUAGUGUCAUACCUGAAGGAAAUUCUGCUCAUGAGCAUGGUGGUAGUAAAGAUGCUGCCAAUUGCCAAGCAAACAGUGGGCCACAACUGGUGGUAGUUGGAGAAGGAGUUGGUGAUACAAAGGCCUAUAUUUACAUUCAAGGAGAGGAGCAGGUUGAAGAUAAACAUAAUGAAAUAGAUGGUGAAAAUGCCCACACAAUCACUCUCAAUUCAGCUGAUGGAUCAACCUUACAGACACUCCCAGCUUCUUACACACAGCAUUUAGAACACACCUAUGGCGAUAUUGUUCUUGUUAACAGUAAUAAUGAUGGUGCUAACGAAAGUGUUGGUAGAGUCAAUAGCAACAUUUCAGAUGUUCCUUCUAGUGAUUCUAGUCAUCCCAGUGAUUCUCUUUUGCUCUUUUCAGUCCAGCCAAUUAAAUUAGAAAAUCAGAAUACUUCAACAACACUGACACUUUCCUCUUCAUCUCAACCUAGUACACAACAAAAAGACAGUAAGUCCAGAGAUAGCAUGCUUCUUGAAAAUGUUUUGGAUGCCAACAGAAAUCAACAAGAAUCUGUUUGCCUUGAAGAAAGGCUACCAGAGGAAGAGACACCCACCAUAGAAGAAAGAUUAGCUACAAGAGACUCCUUGCUUCCACCAAAGAGACGCAGACGCUUUAAAUCAUAUGUGUGCCCAAUCUGCCAAGUUACAUUCAAGUCAAAUUAUCAGUUUAACAUUCAUCAGUCCACACAUAAAGGACACAAUAUGUGGCAAUGUGAUAUAUGUAAGUAUUCAUGUGACACAGCAACUGACCUCAAGCAACAUAAGAUAUCUGUGCACCAGGAUGCUCGUCCAUAUAAAUGUCUGCACUGUGAACUAAGAUUCCCCAAGGGUCCAAUGUUGGAAGAUCAUAUACGCUCAGUUCAUAAUAAAGAGAGACCCUAUUCUUGUACUUAUUGUAACAAAGGGUUUUACCGACCUCACGAUCUUAAAAUGCAUCUCAAUUUACAUUUAGGAAUUAAGUGUAAUGUAUGUUAUGUUUGUGGUCGUCAGUUCAGUCAUCCAUCGAAUCUUAUUCGCCAUCAUCGUUUGCAUACUGGUAUUAAACCUUAUGUCUGUCCAACAUGUGGGAAGCGAUUUACACAACUGAUAUUAUUGCAUAAACAUCGCACUACUCAUCUUCCUGGAGCUGGGGUAUGUCCUCAGUGCCCAUCAACAUUCCGUAGUGCAGCAGGAUUAAAAAAACACUAUAGAUUUGAACACAAAAAAACCAUGACCCUUCAUGAGGCAACUGUUAUCCUCAGGGGCUAUGGAUCAACAGUUGGCCGUAGGUAUUACUGUCAGGUGUGUGGUGAUAAGUUCUUACUGAAAUCAGAUUUGAAAAAGCAUGAGCAAAAAGAACACAGUAGUGGUGCAGAGUUGCAUUGCCCUUCAUGCAACAAAAUGUUCACUGCAGAAACUGUUAAAUUUCACAUCUGUCUUAGUACUGAAGAAGAAGAGAGGAUGAAUGAAUUUUCUGCAGAUGAUCCUCCAGUUCCAACAGCAAGUACAUCAGCUCCUCACUGUAAAUCCCAAACUGAGAAUCAGGGAAAGAAUUCUAAAGAUGUGAAAGUUGAAGAAGAGGAGUACCUUGUGAUGUACAUAACACCAGAAGGAGAGAGUGUAUCUUAUGUAAUGAAAAAAGGAGAUGAGGGAUCUUUGGAUAAAGUGUUACAGAUUAAUGCACCAGUUGCAGACCCUAUAGAGGACAGCUUGCAGAGACCAGCACUCCCAGAAGAAACAAUAAUGAUUAAUGUGCAGGACCGACCUAUGCUUAGCCAUCAGCAAGAGGAGGCUUCCCUAAUAACUAUUGCUUCCCAAAUGAAUGAAGAAACUUCCCUGAAUCCUCCAGAUACUAUAGACCAUCAAGAUAGUGUGUUACCUAAUCCCAGCCAAUCUGAUACAAAGCCUGUCACACUUCAGAAUAUCAAAUUAGAACCCCAGUCCUCUAUUAAUGAUGUAGAUAUUUCUCAAGUUACAGUCAGUGAUAAUGCACUGUUGCCUCUUUUAACAUUAAAUGACAAUGUGCCUACAUCCAAAAUAAUUAGGAAAUCAGGUUUGCGUUCCAUAGCAAUGAAGAGAAGCACAAAGGAAGGAGCUCUGAAGAAUGAAAAUGCCGUGGAAGUAAAAAAGGAAAAGCAAGAAGAGUCUGUGCUUCCUCUGACAUGCAAAGAUUGUGGGAAAACCUUUAAGAAACGCUGGAACUACCAACAGCAUAUAGCUACACAUGAUGCAUCCCUACGUCGUUACAAAUGUGACACCUGUGAAAUGACUUUUGCUUACAGAUCCACAUACACAACGCAUGUGAAAAGACACAGUGGUGGGCAACAGGUUCAUGUGUGCCCUUACUGUCAGAAGACUUACAGAUGUAAAAUGAGUCUCAAGAAACAUCAUGGUAGAGAACAUAUGCAUUUACGACCCUAUCAAUGUGAACUGUGCCAUAAGGAUUUUUACAGUAAAGGAGAUUACAAGUGUCACAUGAGGGUACAUAACAAAGAGCAUCCUUACAUUUGUUUUGCUUGUGGACGAGACUUUGCUCACCUUUCCCAUCUUCACCGACAUGAAAGAAUUCAUACUAAAGAGAGACCGCAUAAAUGUCCGUUCUGCCCAAAGGAGUUCAUUCAGCAUGUUACACUGAGGAUUCACCUUAAGAAACAUGAGAAAGAGCAUGAAGCUUUGCGUGAAAGUACUGGUCCAGAAGGCAAUGUUGAAGUCAGUUUAAACCUUGGUCAUGAUUUGCCUGAGGAUGCCUCACAGAUAACCAACAGUGUUCCAGAAACUAUGGCUGAUACUUCUGGUUCAAGCUUAAUUACCAGUCAUAAUAGUAGAAACUCUAUCAGAGACAACCUUAGUGAUCCAACUAGUUCAGAUGUUAGAUUAGCACAAAAUUUAGUUGGAAGUGUAACAACACCAGAAGGCAUAUCUGUUGAGGGAUUUCCUGCCGGAACAAUAAUUCUGGCACAAAGUGAAAAUGAAGAAACAGGUACCACAUAUCAGUUUACUAGUGAUCCAAGCACAGUAGUAACAGGUAUGGAUGGUGACUGCAUAGCAAUAUUUGUACAAGAAAAUCUGAAUUAAAAUUAAAAUUUUAAUUUAUUUCUCUUUAAUGUCUUCCACAAAAUAUAAAAAUCAGCAUAUGACUUGUUAAACUUAUAAUGUUGAACUGUCAUGUGGAUGUAUUACUCCUACUCUCCUAUUUUUAUGUAACAGUUCAAAGCAGGAAAAGGGUAUCCAGACAGUUUGUCUAUUGGACAUUAUGCCUAUGGACAGUUUACGUACUAGAGAACAACUGUUUCAUAAACUACUGAGGGUUUUCUUAAUCAUUAUCAACUCAGUGUGUACCUACAGCUAGCAAAGAAGUGGUAUAUUUACCUAUUUUCAAUAAGUUCUGUUAAAAUGGUCUGUUAAAAUGGACAAAUAAAAAUAAAUAUAUUUAUUUAUAUAGUACACAA